CCGCAGCUUCAGGCGGACUUUAUUCUGUCCCGGGGCUCAGUGAAGGCUCCACGCUGCUGCACCUGACAACACGGGAGAAGUGUUCACCCUGAUGGACGUUUCGGAUUAUUCUUGUCUUUCAUUUCCAGUCAGCAGAGACAACACUUUGAAACUUUGAAAAGAAAAACCACAAUGAGCCUGAACGCUGUUUUGAGGUGACUGAGCAAAAAUAAACGUCAAGUGGAUUUUACACGCCGGGCUCCGAACACAGAGACAGGAGACUUUUAUCUGCACUUUGAAUAAUAACUCGUUUUGAUCACAUUUCCUGCACAACUUUUAAUCUUUUUUUUUCUACGCGAGUCUCAUGAUGCGACUUGUUAUGUCGUUUGUAACCUGUUGGGAGCUGACAGGUCUGGUACAAAUAUUACAAGGUCGUUAAAUUUAUUGGAACGUGACCACCGGAGAUGAACUUUCUCCGUGCAGAUUGCAAGCGCUCUGGUGAAUGAUUGACAGCAGCUCGGGCUUUAUGGACAAACUGGAUUUACCAACUUGUUUGGUUUUAAUCAUUAAGAGACUGAGAGAAGCAGAAUGAAACUCUGGUCUUUGCGAUUCAUGAGAUGAACUGAAGCUGCUUUCCCCCUCCUUUUAUCCUUUUCUUGUUUUAAUGACUGUAAGUAAAUAAUAACACGCUUUCUAUAUGGCAUUUACGGAGAGGGGCCCGCACCCCCUCGUGCUGCUGCUGCUGCUGCUGUUCCAGUGUCCUGGUCUCACGUUAGGAGCCUCCAAGGACCUGGUGUGUGAGCCUAUAACUGUGCCCAUGUGCAGGGGCAUCGGCUACAACCUGACCUACAUGCCCAAUCAGUUCAACCACGACACCCAGGAGGAAGUGGGGCUGGAGGUGCACCAGUUCUGGCCCCUGGUGCGGAUCCGCUGCUCUCCCGACCUGCUCUUCUUUCUGUGCAGCAUGUACACCCCGAUCUGCCUGCCUGACUACCGCAAGCCUCUUCCCCCCUGCCGCUCAGUUUGUGAACGGGCCAAACGAGGCUGCUCCCCCCUGAUGAGCCAGUAUGGCUUCGAGUGGCCUGAGAGGAUGAGCUGCGAACAGCUGCCCCAGCUGGGCGACGAGGUCCUGUGCAUGGACCAGAACAGCAGUGAGACCACCACCCUGGCUCCCCCUUUCCCCAAACCAACCCCUAAAGGCAGAACCAAACCACCCAGCCCCCCACAGUGUGACAGGGAGUGCCGAUGUCGUGACCCCCUGGUCCCCAUCAAGAGGGAGUCCCACUCUCUUUACGGCCAGGUUCACACCGGCCCCCUGCCCAACUGUGCCCAGCCCUGCCACCAACCCUACUUCUCAGCCGACGAACGCGCCUUCACCACCUUCUGGGUGGGACUCUGGUCGGUGCUGUGCUUCAUCUCCACCUUCACCACUGUGGCCACCUUCCUCAUUGACAUGGAGCGGUUUAAGUACCCAGAGAGGCCCAUAAUCUUCCUUGCUACCUGCUACCUCUUCGUGUCUCUGGGUUACAUCAUCCGCCUGGUUGCAGGUCAUGAACGGGUGGCAUGUGGCACCAGCAGCAGCGUUGGUGGGGACCAGCUGCACAUCCUCUACGACACCACCGGCCCUGCUCUCUGCACCCUCGUCUUCUUGUUGGUGUACUUCUUUGGCAUGGCCAGCUCCAUCUGGUGGGUGGUGCUGUGCUUCUCCUGGUUUCUGGCUGCAGGGAUGAAGUGGGGCAGCGAGGCCAUCGCAGGAUACUCUCAGUACUUCCACCUCGCCGCAUGGCUCAUCCCAAGUGUCAAGACUAUCAUUGUCCUGGCUCUCAGCUCUGUGGACGGGGACCCUGUGGCUGGAAUCUGCUACGUGGGGAACCAGAGUCUGGAGAACCUCAGGGGAUUCGUACUCGCACCUCUGGUGGUUUACCUCUUCACCGGCUCACUUUUCUUACUUGCCGGCUUUGUUUCUCUGUUCCGCAUCAGGAGCAUCAUCAAGCAAGGCGGAACCAAGACAGACAAACUGGAGCGGCUGAUGAUCCGCAUCGGGCUCUUCACUGUACUGUACACUGUCCCCGCCACCAUCGUAGUGGCCUGCCUGGUCUACGAGCAGCACUACCGGCCCGGCUGGGAGCGAGCAUUGGCCUGCUCUUGCCCGUCUGAGCGUCAGCGCUCAGGCAUGGGCCCAGACUAUGCUGUCUUCAUGGUCAAAUACUUAAUGUGCUUGGUGGUGGGCAUCACCUCAGGAGUCUGGAUUUGGUCUGGAAAAACCCUAGAGUCCUGGAAGGUUUGUAGCUCGAUGCUGCCCCUGCUGGCCGCAGAAAGCCACUGCUCCACCCUCCAUGUACAGUGAGGCCAGUACUGCUUUAACUGGACAUACUGGAACUGGACUUACAUCAGGGAUCUACCAUAAAGCUGCUCCAUUGCAUAUAUGAAGUGACUGAAGAAAAGGAAGACUGAUAUGUGCAGUCACCUCUCUGGACAGAAAUAAACUAACGUAUCCAAACACAGAGAAAGUUAAUGCGGACAAACCUUUGAGUGACAGAGCUUUAAAAGGGAAAAAUUCUACAACCUGGAUAAUAGCAAUUUAAACAUGAAACUUAUUUAAGAGUCUGACUUUAGUGAAAAGUGACUCCAACAAUUGAAACUGCUUUUCGAAGCGGUCGACCAAACUUGACAUUUAAUAGGAAAAUGAUCUUAAAUGCCCACAGAGUUACAUGGAUCCAUGUUGGAAUCAUGCAUGCUUCUUCUUGUCUGUUUAUCCUGAGCAUUGACAGAAAAAACCCCACAUAUUUAUUUAUGUAUAUAUUGUAAAAAAUAGGCUGUAAAAAAUAUUAGGUGUAAAUGUUUAGUUUGUAACCAACCAAUGCCACUGCCACAAACUAACUCUACGACAACAGACAGACAAAUCUGGUCUGAUGUAAAUUGUAAAAAGUUGUACAUAAAGGUGCCAUUUCAUGUCAAUGUUUGAGUGUGAUAUCUGGUGUGUUUUGUAUGAAUACAAAUUGAAGCAUUGCUAAAAAACUGUCUUUGUGUUGACUCAGACUUGGAAGUCAUCUGAGAAUCAGACAAAAGGAAUUUAGUCUAAAGGAUACCGUUAUGAACUCUAAACUCUGUUGUUGGUAUACAUCCCACUUAAAGUCCCUAAAGUCUGUUUCUGAACUAGUGUUGUUUAUGUUGAAUGAACUAACAGACAGUGAUCAGGUUAGAGCUGCAGGAAGAAACUGAUCUGUGUCUUUACCCCCCUCUGCUGGUUAACAGUGCUCACUGUAUGACCUCCACGUCAGGGAAUCCAAAUACAUAAUGGUCAUUUAUCAAUUGGUUUUGUACCAAAACUGUGUAAAAAAAAAGAAGAAGUAUGAAUUACGGAUAAAUAGUGAUAACAUAAAAAGCUACUAUUGGAAUAAGAAUUUAUUUUCAAUAUUUUAUGACUUAUUUUAAGUCAGUUCUGAUGUGGACUCCCUGAUACCCAGUAAGAGACCCCUGAAAGGUCCCUGGGCCUCACUUUGAGAUCCAUCGCUUUAACAGGAUUUAAUUGCCAUGAAGAGACAUAUGUUGUGGUUCAUAGACUUUAAACCAAAUUAAUACAUUUGACAAUUCACUGAACUUUACCCAGCAUCCAUUUUAUUGAGCGACUAUUUAUGAGUAAUUAAAAGAAGCAGCAGCUUCACUUUCUCAAAUGAAAGCAAUUAAUGCUUUUGACAGUUUUAUAAACAAUGUAAACGGAGUGUCGCUCUGUUGGUUGAAGAAAAUAAGCAAUUUGAAGUUGCCCUGAUGAAAGGGAAAUCAUAAUUAGUAGUACCACCAUUUUUGUUUCAUGUUUACAAUCAAACAUUUCCUUUUGUGACAAUCUAAUUUCAAUGGAUAUUUGUUCCUAAUUUUCAGGAUUAUUGGGUUUCUACUAGAACAUGAUAACAUUCUUUAUUUUACAAAAAAACGUAACACAUUUUCACAUACUGACGGUCUGUAUUCACCCUCGGUCUGAAACACUUCGUUUUGGUCUCUUUAAGGCUUCCUCCCGAAAAACGCUUCUUUGCUCUGAUUGGCUAACAAGAGAAAUUGCAGAGGUAGUUCACCAGCCAUGUGGGGCGGUAUAUUCUAACGAGGCUGCAUUUGACACAUGAAGAGGAGUUAAUAGAUUUUUUGUGGAAUCCUACAAACAUCCUAGCAUUGUCUGGUCUAAUGUGGGUAGUAAUCUUGUUUUAGGAGCCUUGACAGUUGAAAAUGAGGCAUUUCUGUUUUCUUUCAUAGGUCACAUUUGGUGUUUCUUUUCCUAAUUCAACAGUAGAAAGUGCCUGACUCAGCACACCCUAAAACUGAAAAAAACCAACCAUUUAUGAAUGAAGUUGUCUUACAGAAUUCAGCGUAAUAGUUCACAUUAGAAGACAGAAUGUGAACAGACUAAGUGGGAUUCGGUGAAAACGGAGCACAUUUAAUGUUUUCUGCUGUGAUGACUGAUAUUUUCUUUCAAUGCUGUUGGCCAAUUGUGAUGAGACUACUAGACACCCUAGAUGAUAUCUAAUUUAUUAGUCUGAUUUGUGCGAGUGAAUGCGUUAGUAUGAGUGAUGAAUGGCAGUAAGUGUUUGUUGAUGUGUAAAUCUGCUUUCAUAUUGGUAGAGUUCCUCAAAGGAUAUAAAAAAUAUUGUAGAUUUUGUUCAUAUUGUGGAAUUAAAACAGAGUUGAUCUCGA
Molecule: messenger RNA, 4662 nt
Organism: Eleginops maclovinus (Patagonian blennie)
Lineage: Eukaryota; Metazoa; Chordata; Actinopteri; Perciformes; Eleginopidae
Gene: fzd5
Product: frizzled class receptor 5
Biological process (GO): canonical Wnt signaling pathway; non-canonical Wnt signaling pathway
Cellular component (GO): plasma membrane
Molecular function (GO): Wnt-protein binding; Wnt receptor activity
Source: RefSeq, a predicted model, not a curated record